AUGAUUCAUGGGAAUGCCAGUAAGCAUAUGCUCGAUUCUAUUUAUGAGUAACGCCAAACUAAUAUCCAGUCCAGGUAUAACAGUAUGGAGACUCCAUCAUGAUCUUGUGGCCAUGGGGACAGCUCUGGGUCUCCAUUGCUAUCCAGGAACUCCUGAAUUUUCCAUCCACUCUGAACUGACCAAGAGGGUAAGCGCUUUAUUGUUUAAAGGCGAUAAAGAAAUCGCGUUAUUUACUGGUAGACCUCCAGCUUUGACUCGACAUUAUCAAACCUGCCCUCUUCCUUUAGAUAUCAGCGAUGCGGCAUUGUUAACUGGCGGAGAUCUGCUUCAACGGGAGAUUGAUAACUUGGAUGGCAAUUGGUGGAAUAGAGAUGGUCGGUUGCAUAGUGCAACAUUGAUCAGAAACUUGUUGAUGGUUUCUAUUGUUCAUGACGAGGUCAUGGAGCUCUUUGUAGCAAACAAUGGGGAGCAGACUAUCCACAAAGAACGUGUCGAGUAAGUCCUUCCAUAUACGAUAGUUGACCAAUUUUAAGAAAGAGCAAUAUGGGCACUAGCUGAUACAAAAUCAGAGCUUUGAAGGGAAAGACGGCUGAGAUCUAUCAAAGCAUGCCAUCUUUCAGAAAUUUCGACAAAGAAGGGCUCGUAGCAUCCUUGAAUGCGUCCGAAAAGUGGAGGGUACUUGUUGGAGCACAUCUUCACCUUGAUUACCUCCGUGUCCAUCUCGAUCUAGAACGUCUCUCAACUGAACGAGGAUAUGAAAGCAAGGAAAAGCUACAUGAAAUUGCCCGGGAACUGGUAGAGAUAAUUGUAUUUUUCUGGCGUGAAAGGGAUCGCGUCCUGGACAAACAAUACAAUUAUGAUUUUAUGGUAUGAUUGCACUACAACAACAUUCUCAUCGAAAUGAUUCGCCACUAAACCAAUCCUAGAUAAUGUCCUAUGGUAUGCCGUCCACAGGUAUCCUUUGCGCUGGUCUUCUAAAGCAAACACAAUAUCCCUCUCAAGUCCCGCCAUCUAUGAAACUUCCCACGUCAGAAGUAGUUCAGAAUCUGAGUCUCAUGAUGGGAUUUCUGGAAUGGGUGCGUCCGCAUGCGGGAAGUUAUAAACUUUGCCAACGGAUGGCCAAAGUGAUUCGUAGAGUUUUGGAUCGGGGUUUUGAGCCUACACUUGAGCUAAUGGACACAUAAGAUGAAUUACCACAAGGCUCCUGGCAGUUUGAAGACCCGUGGCAAGUGGACUUGUCGAGUGAGUGGAACUGGCUGAAUAGUAUUGACUGGGCUCGAGGGGUAAACGGGGACUUGGAGGUGUAGUAAUAAUGGAAAAAUGAGAAAUGAAUAGGCAGGAUGAACUAGUUUAAUCUUUGAAUGUUUCAAGGCGUCCGAACCGUCCCCUAAU
This is a messenger RNA of Hymenoscyphus albidus, 1392 nucleotides long. The record is from the annotation of a GenBank genome assembly. Lineage: Eukaryota; Fungi; Ascomycota; Leotiomycetes; Helotiales; Helotiaceae.